CGCGGUGUUGUCAGAUGCAUAUUAAAUUUCAAAUAUUUGUACCGAUUUAAUAUAAUAAUAUGCAUUGUUUUGGUGACACAAUUUUAACAUAAUAUUAUAUUAUAAUACAAAUAAAUGCAUCACAAAACCCUGUAUUUUUGUGUGCAGCGAUACUUUCCAGCAUUAAAAUGAAGUAUGGCAACGUUGUAUCAAAGCUGCCAACCAAAAUAAGUAAAUUUGAUAAAGCAUUGUAAUUUGAAAUUGAUUUUCUUAAUAAAAAAGCUCUAUUAGAAUAAUAGUUGAUAUUGUUUAGUUUAAUAUGGAGGGUAUGGAUACUACCGACUAUUUCGAAAGCUAUGAAGACCUGGAAAUUCAUCAGCUUAUGUUGAGUGACGUUGCUAGAAACAAAGCUUACAAAAAAGCAAUCGAAGAUAAUGCCAAAGAAAUUAAGGGAAAGACGGUUUUGGACGUAGGAGCUGGAACUGGGAUUUUAUCGGUUUUUUUCGCUAAGGCGGGCGCCAAAAAAGUUUACGCGGUCGAAGCCAGUAAUGUUUACAAAAUAGCUGAAGAUGUGGUGAAGGAAAAUCAACUUUCAAGUGUUAUCGAGGUAAUUCAUGGGAAAGUGGAGGAGAUUGAUUUGCCAGAAAAAGUUGAUAUCAUUGUUUCGGAAUGGAUGGGUUUUUAUUUGUUACACGAGGCGAUGUUAGACUCUGUGAUAUUUGCCAGGGAUAAGUUUUUAAAGGAGGGGGGUUUAAUGUUUCCUGAGUCGGCUACUUUGUAUUCCGCUGCUUGUAGUGUACCAUCGAUGUUCGAAUAUUGGAAUAAUGUGGAUGGUGUUUCGAUGAGAUGUUUUGGCGAGAAACUACGGCAGAAAGCAUCUCAAAAACCCAUAACCGAACAAAUUGACCCAGAAAACAUUCUCACCGAUCCUGAAAAUGUUUUGUGGUUAGAUCUCAGAGAAGUAACGGCAGAAGACUUAAACAACAUUAAAAUACAACAACUUGCCGUUGCAAAUAAGGAAGGUACUUACCAGGGCAUAUGCCUGUGGUUUACCUGCAACUUUCCCUCGUACGGUACAGAACCGGUCACACUAUCUACAGACCCAGAAGAAGAAGAGACCCACUGGAAACAGACCACGAUAGUUUUGCCCACCCAAAUAAACGUUGAAAAAGGCACGCCACUGGCGUAUGAGUUGGGUUUACAGAGAUGCAACGAAAACAACAGAAGAUAUAAAAUUGAGGUUACCAUGCUCGACCCGGACGAAAUUGAGCACCCCGAGUUCUGUAAUUGUUAUUUGACUAAAUGUAUUUUGGUUAGGGCUAUGCUGGAAAAAUAUGAAAAGGAUAGUCUGCCUAAUUAAUAAAAAGAAAAACUCUAA
This is a messenger RNA of Brassicogethes aeneus, 1357 nucleotides long. The record is from the annotation of a GenBank genome assembly. Lineage: Eukaryota; Metazoa; Arthropoda; Insecta; Coleoptera; Nitidulidae.